Molecule: messenger RNA, 757 nt
Organism: Drosophila serrata
Lineage: Eukaryota; Metazoa; Arthropoda; Insecta; Diptera; Drosophilidae
Molecular function (GO): protein binding
Source: RefSeq, a predicted model, not a curated record
CAGGAGAAGCAGCUGAAUAUUAUUAAUAAAAAUUGUACAAAUAUUGACACAAUUGACAACACAAAAUAUACGGUUAACACUGUUUUUGUCGGAGCCCAAAAACUUUUCUGGAAUAAAAUUUUAAUACGAAAUUUGGAAAGAACGCGUACGGUUGCCUAGCAAAAAUGCGAAUAGCCUGCACAUUGGGCGAGAAAAUUUUCCUUAUUUGUCUGUUUCUAGGGAUCUGUGUUGGGUUCGGAGUCCAGGGUCACUUAUUAUUUUCGUUGACAGGUACAGCGUCCAAGAAGUGCCAUGAUGUGUGUCCCAUGGGUUACCGGGUAGUGUGUGCCCUGGAUGUCCUAGACGGAUGCCUGCGUACCUUUGCCAGUACUUGUGUGUUGCGAAUGUACAACUGCAAGUACCAAAAGGAUUAUCGCAUAAUAGCUGAGAGAGCCUGUGAGUUUAUCACCAACGACGACCUCGAUAGGCUGACCAUCUAGCGGCUGGUGGCGGAGGCUAGACGAAAUGCUGGCCGUCGCCAGAGGACGCAAGUGGCGCAGUGCGCACGCGUCGUAUACGCAACGUGUGGCGCGAAUAGCCGCAUGCGAAGGUGAACGGGCCAGGAUAUACCACAAUACAUACUCUCUGGACUCUCAGACUUAAUCUCUAGGCACGCGUCACGUCACCUCCGCGAACGAAAAUCGCCAAUUUCUUCUCCGUUUUCCCCCAGCAAAGCUUUCCUUUUUUGUACAACUCAAUUUACAUUUUAAAACAAAUA